AUGUCUGGUAAUGAUGUUCGUAGAACAUUUAUUGAAUUUUUUAAAGAAAAAGAACAUAUUUAUGUUCAUUCUUCAUCUGUCAUUCCACACGAUGAUCCAACACUUCUUUUUGCCAAUGCUGGUAUGAAUCAAUUUAAACCAAUUUUUCAGGGAGUUGUUGAUCCAAAUAGUGAUAUGGGAAAAUGGAAAAGAGCUGUUAAUACACAAAAAUGUAUUAGAGCUGGUGGAAAACAUAAUGAUUUAGAUGAUGUUGGAAAAGAUGUUUAUCAUCAUACUUUUUUUGAAAUGUUAGGAAAUUGGUCAUUUGGUGAUUAUUUUAAAAAAGAAGUAUGUGAAUGGGCUUGGGAGUUAUUGACAAAAGUUUAUGAAAUUCCUCCAGAACGCCUUUAUGUCAGUUAUUUUGGUGGAAAUGAAGAAUAUGGGUUAGAACCAGACAAUGAAUGUAAAAACAUUUGGUUAAAUAUUGGUGUUCCUGAAAAUAGAAUUAUUCCAUUUGGAAUGAAAGAUAAUUUCUGGGAAAUGGGUGAAGUUGGCCCAUGUGGUCCAUGUUCAGAGAUUCAUUAUGAUCGUAUUGGUGGAAGAGAUGCCUCAUCAUUAGUUAAUGCUGAUGAUCCAAUGGUUGUAGAAAUUUGGAACUUAGUUUUUAUGCAAUAUAAUAGAGAAGAAGGUGGUUCUUUAAAACCACUUCCAAAUAAACACAUUGAUUGUGGUUUAGGAUUAGAAAGAUUAAUUGCCGUUAUGCAAGAUAAAGUUUCUAAUUAUGAUACAGAUGUUUUUCAACCAAUAUUUAAGGCUAUUGAAGAAGGAACAGGUGCACGAAAAUAUACUGGUUUGGUAGGAGAUGAUGAUAAAGAUUGUGUUGAUAUGGCAUAUCGUGUUGUUGCUGAUCACAUUAGAACAUUAGUUAUUGCUAUUGCUGAUGGUGGUGUUCCAGAUAAUGUUGGUCGUGGUUAUGUUUUAAGAAGAGUUUUAAGAAGAGCUGUCAGAUACGCAACUGAAAAAUUAGGAGCCAAACCAGGAUUCUUUAGUUCACUUGUUGAUGUUGUCAUUACAUUGUUAGGUGAAACAUUCCCUGAAUUAAAUAAAGAUGUAGAGACAAUCAAAGAUAUAAUAAAUGAUGAAGAAAUUCAAUUUUUAAAAACAUUAAACAGAGGUCGUGUACUUUUCCAAAAAGCAGUCAAAGCUCUUCCAGAAGGUGAAAAAUGUUUCCCUGGUGAUAUUGCUUGGAGACUUUAUGAUACAUAUGGUUUUCCAAUUGAUUUGACUCAACUUAUGGCUGAAGAAUGUAAACUUCAAAUUAAUAUGGAUCAAUAUAAUGAUAGUAAGAAGAAGGCCAUUGAAAUGUCUGCCGGUGGUGUUGGAAAAUUCAAAGAAUCUUUAGAUAUAAAUGUUCAUGCAAUUGCAGAACUUCAAUCAAAAGGUAUCCUUCCAACAGAUGACUCUCCAAAAUAUUUGUAUACUGAUAAUGGAUGUUUUGGUUUAGAUGGUAAAUAUAAUUUUGAAAAAUGCACAGGAAAAAUUGUUGGAAUACGUAAAAAUGGUGAAUUUGUUGAUAGUCUUACUUCUGGUGAGGAAGGAGUUUUAAUUCUUGAUCGUACCUGGUUUUAUGCUGAACAGGGUGGUCAAAUAUAUGACACGGGUGUUUUUGUUAAAGUAGGUGACAAAGAUACUGAAUUCAGUGUUAAAAAUUGCCAAGUUCGUGGAGGGUAUAUUAUAUUUGUUGGUGAAGCAGAAGGAAAUUUAAAAAUAGGUGAUGAAUUGGAACAAAAUGUUGAUGAAGAUAGAAGAUCUUUGAUAAUGAAAAAUCAUACAGGAACUCAUGUUUUAAAUUAUGCUAUUAAUCGUGUAAUACCAGGUAUUGAUCAAAAAGGAUCACUCGUUGCUCCAGACAGAUUACGUUUUGAUUUUACUGCUAAGGGAGCUUUAACUACAAAACAAAUUAAAGAAAUUGAAGAUAUUGCACAAUCAUUAAUUAAUACUAAGAAACCUGUUUAUGCUAAACAAGCACCAUUAGCUGAGGCUAAAAAAGUUAAAGGAUUAAGAGCUGUUUUUGAUGAAAAUUAUCCAGAUCCUGUUCGUGUUGUCUCAGUCGGAACUCCAAUUGAAACAUUACUAGCCAAUCCUGAUAGUGAUAUUGGACUUAACACAACUGUAGAAUUUUGUGGAGGAACACAUCUUAAAAAUGUAUCUCAUAUUGGAUCACUUGUUAUUACUACAGAAGAAGCAAUUGCUAAAGGAAUAAGGCGUAUAGUAGCAUUAACUGGACCAGAAGCAGAAAAAGCAAUUCAUCGUGGUGAAAGAAUAGAAAAACGAGUAAAUGAAUUGAAAGUACUUGUUGAAAAAGAUGAAAAUAUUGUUAAUGACAAAAAGAAAUUUAAAGAAUUGACAACAAGUACUAAUGAAUUACUUUUAGAAAUUAAUGGUAUGAUUUUACCUUAUUGUAAAAAAGAAUCAGUCAGAGAGACAACCAAAAAUAUUCAAAAACUUCUUGAUAAAUACAAUAAAAAUGCACAAAAUGCUGCAGCAGAAAAAAUUGUUGCUGAAGCUAAAAAAUUAGUUGAAACAAUUGAUGAUAGUACAAAAUACUUAGUUCAUGUAUUUCCAGAAGGUGCUAAUGGAAAAAUUUUAGAUAGUGCACUUAAACAAAUUAAAAAACCAUCAGCUGUUAUGGCUUUUUCUGUUAACAAUGAAAUUGGAAAAAUUCAAGUUAUAUGUAAAGUUGAAAAAAAUCUUGUUGAAAAAGGAUUUAAAGCUCAAAAUUGGAUAAACAAAGUAUGUGAAGUAAUUGAUGGUAAAGGAGGUGGUAAAGAUACUCAGGCUCAGGCAACUGGAAAUUGUUUAGAAAAGUUGAAUGAGGCUGUAAGUGUUGCAAAGGAAUUUGCUUCUAUAUCAUUAAAUUAA
This is a messenger RNA of Strongyloides ratti, 2901 nucleotides long. Its product is annotated as Alanine--tRNA ligase, mitochondrial. Gene Ontology annotation, cellular component: cytoplasm; mitochondrion. Gene Ontology annotation, biological process: alanyl-tRNA aminoacylation; tRNA modification. The transcript has a single exon. NCBI's taxonomy places the organism in Eukaryota, Metazoa, Nematoda, Chromadorea, Rhabditida, Strongyloididae. Gene Ontology annotation, molecular function: nucleic acid binding; amino acid binding; ATP binding. The record is from RefSeq and is a predicted model, not a curated record. Bases 1 to 2901 code for a protein of 966 amino acids.